Salarias fasciatus (jewelled blenny) is the source of this 4434-nucleotide messenger RNA. RefSeq names its product ribosomal protein S6 kinase, polypeptide 2 (gene rps6ka2). Gene Ontology annotation, biological process: protein phosphorylation; intracellular signal transduction. Gene Ontology annotation, molecular function: magnesium ion binding; ATP binding; protein serine/threonine kinase activity. The record is from RefSeq and is a predicted model, not a curated record. The transcript is spliced from 22 exons. The coding region runs from base 359 to 2659 and encodes 766 amino acids. Lineage: Eukaryota; Metazoa; Chordata; Actinopteri; Blenniiformes; Blenniidae.
ACGCGCGCCUCUCCUGAUUCAGCGGAACAGAUUUAUUCGUCACCUCUCCCCUGCAGCCUCACGCUGCGCGCCUUGCUGCAAAACACACGAGGCAAUCCCGAGCCCAGCGGCACCUGCCCCGGCCGCCCUCCCUCUGUCUGGCUGCGCAGAUUAGCGGCUCGCUUUACAACUCCGACCGGUGGCCGCCGCAGUUGGGAGGGAGAGACGACGGCCACCACGAAAUGCAGCAGAGACCAGCGGCGCGCGCGAGCGAUGGGGAAACUAAAGAGACGCAACUGCACUGAGGAAGAGUCCAAGGAGAAACUGCGGGACAAGUAGAUAACCAAUAAAACCACUCUUCCUGCGUCUCUACCUUUGGAUGCCCCUGGCAGGGAGAUGUUCAUCAUUAUGGGAUAGAUGCACGGCUCUUCUCGUUGCCAUGGAUACCAGCACGCGAAAAUUCACAGUGCGGAGAUGGUUUUCUAUUUACCUGAAGAACAAGGCGGCAAGGAACAAGAACAACGCCGGAUUCUGCCAACUGGAGGAUGACAGCGUUCUUAAGGAGAUCGACAUCAGCCACCAUGUUAAGGAGGGAUGUGAGAAAGCAGAUCCUUCUCAAUUCCAGCUGCUGAAGGUGCUCGGACAGGGCUCCUAUGGAAAGGUGUUUCUGGUGAGAAAGAUAAGAGGAGUGGACCGAGGACAGCUGUAUGCCAUGAAGGUCCUGAAGAAGGCCACACUCAAAGUUCGAGAUCGAGUGCGUUCAAAGAUGGAACGAGACAUCCUGGCCGAGGUCAACCACCCUUUUAUAGUUAAACUCCAUUAUGCCUUUCAGACAGAAGGGAAACUCUAUCUGAUCCUGGACUUCCUCCGCGGUGGAGACCUUUUCACUCGUCUGUCUAAGGAGGUAAUGUUUACAGAGGAGGAUGUGAAGUUUUACCUUGCAGAGUUGGCUCUGGCCUUGGACCACCUCCACAGCUUGGGGAUCAUCUACAGGGAUCUCAAACCUGAAAAUAUUCUUCUGGAUGAAGAAGGCCACAUUAAAAUUACUGACUUUGGUUUGAGCAAGGAAGCCAUUGACAAUGAUAAAAGAGCAUAUUCCUUCUGUGGAACAAUAGAGUACAUGGCUCCAGAGGUGGUAAACAGAAGAGGACAUACACAAAGUGCGGACUGGUGGUCGUUCGGGGUGCUCAUGUUUGAAAUGUUGACGGGAUCGUUACCAUUUCAAGGCAAAGAUCGGAAAGAAACAAUGGCGCUCAUUCUGAAGGCCAAACUGGGAAUGCCACAGUUUCUAAGUCCUGAAGUGCAGAGUUUAUUGAGAGCGCUCUUCAAGAGGAAUCCUGCUAAUAGACUCGGUGCAGGACCGGAUGGAGUAGAAGAAAUAAAAAGACAUCGCUUCUUUGCAUCAAUAGACUGGGAUAAGCUGUACAGGAAAGAAGUGAGACCCCCGUUCAAGCCUACUGUAGGAAGACCUGAGGAUACUUUUCAUUUUGACCCCGAGUUUACCUCCAGAACACCAACUGAUUCCCCGGGCAUCCCUCCCAGCGCAAACACACACCAGUUGUUUCGUGGCUUCAGCUUCGUGGCAACAAAUCAAAGCCAGGAGGCGACUGUCGCCACGGUAGCGUCCUCUCGACAGGAGGUGAACAUCAACCCCAUAGCACAGCAUCUCCGGGGUGACGUGGCCUUCAGUGAUGUCUACGAGCUGAAAGAAGAAGUCGGACAGUCGGGAGCGUCUGUCUGCAAAAGAUGUCUGCACAGGGUGACUGCUGUCGAGUACUCAGUGAAGAUCAUUGAGAGAGCAAGGAGGGAUCCGUCAGAGGAAAUAGAGAUUCUAUUGAGAUACGGACAACAUCCAAAUAUUGUCAGUUUAAAGGAUGUGUUUGAUGACGGCCAGAGUGUGUUCCUCGUCCAAGACUUACUGAGGGGCGAGGAGCUGCUGGACAGAGUUCUGACACAGCCAAGUUUCACUGAGAGAGACGCAUCAGACAUCAUCUGCACGCUCACCAAAACCGUGGAGUAUUUACACUCACAGGGGGUUGUGCAUCGAGACCUGAAACCAAGCAACAUCCGCUACGCCGAUGAUGGCGGGCUCCCGGGGAGCAUCAGGAUUUGUGACUUUGGUUUUGCCAAACAGCUCAGGGCGGAAAACGGCCUGUUGAUGACUCCCUGCUACACGGCCACAUUCAUGGCUCCUGAGGUCCUGAGGAAGCAGGGCUACGAUGCAGCCUGUGACAUCUGGAGCCUGGGGAUCCUGCUCUACACCAUGAUCGCUGGUUUCAGCCCGUUCGCCAGCAGUCCCCAGGACACCGCCGAGGAGAUCCUGGCUCAGAUUGGCAGCGGGAAAUUCGUCAUCACAGGAGGGAACUGGGACCUCGUGUCAGAGGCAGCUAAGGACCUUGUUAUCAAGAUGCUCCAUGUGGACCCUCACCAGCGUCUGACUGCCCCACAGGUUCUCCGUCACCAGUGGAUUGUGGACAGAGGUCAGCUUUCUGACAGAAGUCUCACCAGACAGGAUGCACUCACUGUUAAGGGGGCGCUGUGCGCCACUUACUCUGCUCUGAGGCGCUGUGCUCCUGCUCCAGUCCUGGAGCCGGUUCAGUCCUCCAGCCUGGCUCAGCGGAGAGGGAUGAAGAAACAGGGGAGUCCAGAGGUUUCCUCAGACGCUAAAGAAAAGGAGUAGUCUCAGUCACCACACUGUUAGCGAUGAGGUUCCCGCUUCUCUGAAAAGCACAAAACAAGCCGUGCAUCCUUGACCGUGAAGAGGUUAUUUGGAUCGGCAUCAAUAUCGCCCCAAGUUUACUCCAGUUAAAGUUCAAAUUUAAUUUGAGAAUAAAUUAGACAUACCAGUUAAAACGUCCACCUUUACGACUAACUUGACUCUAAAUUGACGAAAUCAAGUAUUACACUUUAAAAAUAAACCCUCCAGUGGGUUCAAUUCAUACUUUAAGAGGCCUUGAUAGAUAUUUUUAUUUCUGUGGGGAUUACAUGCUCAGUUUGAGCGACAACACAUGCAUAUUUGCCGCUUUGUAUUCAUACAGGUAGAAAAACACUGCAAUAUUCACACGCUUUGAUUUAUAUCUGUCAUACCUCCUGCUGUUUACACACAGCUAUGAAGGUCAGAACACCAAAAAUGAAGCUGUAUUCUGUGCCACAAACACACAUCACGAAAUGAAUUCACCUAGAUUUGUAUGUUUAAUCCGUACGUUUGUAAAAAAGAUUUACCAAAAAAAAAAAAAAAAAAUCAAAGACAGCCAAAUACUAGCACCAUUUGCCACAGCCAUGGCUUUAAUGUAUACAGUAGUUUAAUGAGGUAGCGCCACUCAGACUGUCAUGUGUUUCCUCCUAUUUUAUGAAUUCUACAGUUAUGCAUGUUAAAAAUGUAAAUAUUCAACCAAAGGGAAUUAUUUCUUAACAAUGCCGCUGAGUCUUAUUGUCCAUAAAUAAUGCUUAAUAAGUUGUCGUACGUUACAUGUAUCGUUGUCUUCCAUAAAUGCAGCCUUUGAAUCUUUAAAAUGUUUGUUGUGAAUUGUAUUGCUGUCGCACAUGUCAGAUCAGAAGGAACAGUGAUCUGUGAAGGGAUUUCCAGUUUGCAUUUUGUCAAUUCUCAAUGUCACUGGCUGGAAAGUUUUGACUCAAUAAGCGUCGUACAGGUCUCACACACACCAUAGCAAAUCUCUAUAUGUUGCAUUUCCCAGUCAGCAUUGCAGUUCAUCGUCCCGUGCAGGCUUGUGAGUAGCUGUCAGUAGGCUUCUGUUUGCCAAUAGUGUCUGAAAGCCAAAAUGUUUUGAGAACCACCUGUGUCAGAAGUUUCUGUAUAGCUACUGUCUUUUUGCUGCUGCCCUGAUUGUAUCCGCCGUGGCGUGCAAUCUUGAAUACGAGGUAAGACUGAACAGGGUGUGAGGAGCACUUGGUGUUGUACAGUUUAACGGUAGGAAUGUAGAUUUGGAAGCUUCACAAUUUACACACCUAUCUGACGAUCAGAAGAAAAACAGCAAAAUGGUGUGUUUGUGGAAUGAGCACCGUAGCAGAGAUACAGUAAAACUGAACAUGAGAUGUUUGCUGAUACACAUGUGCUGUGUCGCGCUGUACAGGUGUUUGCCAGGUGUAGACAGGGCCAAUGCACCAAUGUUUGCAGAAAAGGUUGUAGAUAUUGUGUUGUACAACCACAAGUUGGAGGUAAAGUUGUACAUAUUGUUUACUAAUUUAGACUGUAUAUACUGCUUUGAAAAACCAACAGAAAUAUAUUAAAUUGUGUAUAUACAUAUACAUAUAUAUAUAUAUUGCUCAGCAAUCAGGAAGACUGUAUAUUUUGUGUUAGCAAAUAUAUUGAGACUGCACAUAUUACUGUGUAUUGUGCAUCCAUUACCCAGAGUGUACAUACUGUCGAUAACUGGCCAAUCAUUGAAAUAAUUGGCUAAAAUGCCAAAGUUUUACAAAUAAAGAUACUGAAAACGG